CAACACCAAGCUUUACGGGGAUAACAACUUCGCUCUGCUCGUUCAAGAGGCGCUGAAAUCGGUACACUGAAUUGUCGUCACCAAUAUAUUUAGGAUUUCCUCCUCUGUAGACAAAACACGGACAGGGAAAGUUGUGAUGUCUGAUGUGUUAAAAGACAAAUCCCAAAAAAGAGACAAGAAGGCAGGCAAGGUGACCUCAGAGGGAAGCCAUGGAGUCAGAGCCAAAGAUACAAGGACUAAGGACUCUAUCAGCACUGUGUCAUGCUUAACUGAACUAGGACACCAUGAUGACAACGCUCGGAUGGAACAUCUAACAGAGAACACCUACCAGAUGGGACCUUACAAACGCUUCCCCAUACCUGCUGUCACAGACAUACUGAAGGAUGUGCUCACUAGUUACCUCCAAGAGGAAAAAUAUGAAGUAGAGUGGUCUCAAAAAAUGACAAAAACAAUAUGUGAGGUGAUAAGAGCCCGGGUCAAGGACUUGAUGAUACCCAGAUAUAAGACUGUGGUCCUGGUUCAUAUUGGCCAGCUCGCCGGACACAGCAUGCAGAUCAGCAGCCGCUGUCUGUGGGAUGCAUUGAAUGACACUUUUGCCUCUUACUCCUUCAAGAACAGCUCCCUGUUUGGUGCGGCAACUGUCUAUGCUGUAUAUUUUGAGUGAACUGUGUAGACCCAGACUGAUAAAAAGAACACAAGACAUUUAAAUAAAAAAAACAAAAAGUAGAUCCGUGCUUGAAGAAAUCUUUAUCUCUGUUGCAUAUUUUGCCAUGUGAACAAAUUGGUAAAACAGGAA
This is a messenger RNA of Labrus mixtus (cuckoo wrasse), 796 nucleotides long. It is a transcript of the gene dynlt5, whose product is annotated as dynein light chain Tctex-type family member 5. Gene Ontology annotation, biological process: microtubule-based movement. The record is from RefSeq and is a predicted model, not a curated record. The coding region runs from base 137 to 664 and encodes 175 amino acids. Gene Ontology annotation, cellular component: cytoplasmic dynein complex; cytoplasm. Lineage: Eukaryota; Metazoa; Chordata; Actinopteri; Labriformes; Labridae. The transcript has 5 exons. Gene Ontology annotation, molecular function: dynein intermediate chain binding.